AUGCACCCGGGCGUAUCCUACCCCCUCGAACGUAUCGUCCCCGGGGCGGGCGUCGAAAUUUCUGGUUUCCACCUACCGGCCGGCACCAUCGUAGGCAUGAACGCCGCCGUGAUUCACCGCGAUCGUAGUAUUUUUGGCGACGAUGCCGAUACCUUUAGGCCCGAGCGCUGGCUCAGCGACGACGUUGAAGCUGUCAAGACGAUGGACCGGCAUAAUAUGAGUUUCGGUGCUGGUGUCCGUACUUGUAUUGGCAAGAACAUUUCAAUCAUGGAAGUUGGAAAGGUAGUGCCUCAGAUAUUAAGGCAGUUUAGUCUCGAAUGGGCAUCAAGCGAGCCGGAGUGGCAGGUGACCACUUAUUGGUUUGCGAAGCAGUCGGGCCUGCUGGUUCGGUUCAGCCCGCGGACGCCGGAGAUCAGAGCUAGCAAGGAAUGA
Messenger RNA from Colletotrichum fioriniae, 432 nucleotides. RefSeq names its product Cytochrome p-450. The record is from RefSeq and is a predicted model, not a curated record. Lineage: Eukaryota; Fungi; Ascomycota; Sordariomycetes; Glomerellales; Glomerellaceae. Gene Ontology annotation, molecular function: monooxygenase activity; oxidoreductase activity, acting on paired donors, with incorporation or reduction of molecular oxygen; heme binding.